Molecule: messenger RNA, 1548 nt
Organism: Annulohypoxylon truncatum
Lineage: Eukaryota; Fungi; Ascomycota; Sordariomycetes; Xylariales; Hypoxylaceae
Product: adenosine deaminase/editase
Exons: 3
Coding region: 119-1486 (455 amino acids)
Biological process (GO): tRNA wobble adenosine to inosine editing
Molecular function (GO): tRNA-specific adenosine-37 deaminase activity; RNA binding
Source: RefSeq, a predicted model, not a curated record
CCCCCCUACUGUGAUAUCUCCAUUGUUGCAUACUGCAUCUUCUUAUAAGAUCUAUUCUCAACUCAAAGAUUAUUCUAUACAUGAUACCAAUGCCUCAUAAGAGGUCGACUAUGUCUCGAUGACCGUCACACCAGAUGAUGUCGCAGCACUGGUACUGAAGCACUAUGAUGCUCUGCCUGCAAAAAGGAAACCAAAAGUCCGAGGUAAUGGACUGCGAGAAUGGGUGCCCCUGGCCGGUAUAGUGGCUCAAGGAAAGGAUGAUGAACUGUGGUGUAUAUCCAUAGCGACGGGCAUGAAAUGUCUUCCCUCUUCAAAGGUCGCACAAGCACAAGGCAAUUUGUUACAUGAUUGGCAUGCCGAGGUGCUGGCCAUAAGGGCCUUCAACCGCUUUGUGUUGGAAGAAUGCAAAUCCCUAGCUCAGGGGGAUUCGUCUAAAUUCUUGCGACGGCGGACUAGCGACGAAAUAAGCGAUUCUCAAAAAGGAGAACUAGGAGAAGAUAAAUUAUGGCCCGGACAGCCAUUCACAUGGAGAGAAGACGUCCUCCUCCACAUGUACUGCUCCGAAGCGCCCUGCGGCGACGCAAGCAUGGAGUUGAUAAUGGCCUCGCAAGAAGACGCCACGCCGUGGGAAUUACCACCUGAAGUCACACCUGACAGUCCUUCUACCACUUCCCCCUCCGCACCUCUACCCGGCCGCGCCUAUUUCUCCCACCUAGGCAUCGUCCGCCGCAAACCCGCGCGCCCAGAUGCCCCUGCCACACUCUCCAAAUCCUGCUCCGACAAGCUAGCCCUCCACCAACUAACAUCUCUCCUCUCCUCCAUAACUGCACUCCUAGUCUCUCCUAGCAACGCAUAUCUACAAACCCUAAUCCUACCUUCAUCCCGAUACAGCGCCACGGCCUGCCACCGCGCCUUCUCCUCGGCCGAGGGGGGCCGUAUGAACAGUCUAGCAUACCUGAACUCCUCGUCCGCCUCUACCUUCCAAGGGAAAGGGGGCUACGCAUUCCACCCCUUCACCGUCUCAACGACGACGGCCGAGUUCGCCUUCUCUCAGAAGCAGGUGAAGGAAAUAGCAGGGACGACGGGCGUGGCUCCCAGCAACUUAGCCCUAGCUUGGACGCUUUCAGGCCUUGAAGAAGCGACGCUGGGCGGCGUUUUGCAAGGGCGGAAGCAGUCCUCCGCCGAUUCGCGGGGAGCUAGCUUCGCCGCGAGGCGGAGGCUCUGGGGACUUGCUGUCGAGGUGAUUGAUUUAUUAUUGCUCCCAUUCUCGCCUUCAUCCUUACCCAUCAAACAAUCAGACGAAGGGGAGAUGGAAAUUGAUAGCUUGGUGAAAAUCGAGAUUCAAAAUGCGCUAGGCGCCAAGACAUACGGCGAGAUGAAGGACUCCGCAUUAUUAGAAGCUAGGAGGAGAGUUAAGGGGGAAGCUAAAGCAGAAGCGUUGAGAGGAUGGGUACGGAAUCUAGGGGAUGAAUCAUUCCACUUAUAGGGAUUUAGGUAGUCAAUCCGUCAUCUGAAGGCACAAAUCACCAAGGACGACAAGGCAACCCG